AGAAAGGCCAACUCUUCCCCCAAUUGGGGGAUCAAUUUCCUCCACCAGAAUCACUUCGGGGCAGAGACACAGAAAUCACUCAAGAACAUAUUUUAAGAGAGAACAUACUCUAUAUAUUCCCAAAAUGUGUGACCAGGAGGUCACUUAUUCAACUGUGAGAUUUCAUAAGUCUUCAGGCUUACAGAACCAGGAGAGAGCUGAGGAGACUCAAGGGCCCAUAGAAGCUGGCCACAGAAAGUGUUCAGUCCUCUGGCAGCACAUUAAGAUAGCUCUAGGAAUCCUCUGUUCCCAUCUGCUGGUAACUCUUGCAGUGUUGGCAAUGAGCAUUAUUCAGUAUAGUCAAGAAAACCAUGAUCUGCAGAAGACUCUAAAACACCACCAUAACUGUAGCACCAUGCAAAGUAUCAUCGACUUAAAGGGAGAAAUGAUGAGAAAUAAGUCUAUUGAGUGCCGUUCAGGCAGUGAAUAUCUGGACUCCCUCAAGCGAGAACAGGAAAGAUGGAAUAGAAAAACCAAGACAAUUUUAAAUUCCACAGAGCACAUAGGCAAAGGUGUUAAAAUACACUGGUUCUGCUAUGGUAUAAAAUGUUAUUAUUUCAUCAUGGUCAAAAAAUCAUGGAAUGGAUGUCAACAGACCUGCCAGAAUUCCAGCCUACCCCUUCUGAAGAUAGAUCAUGAAGAAGAACUGAAGUUCCUUCAGAUCCAGGUUAUUUCAGACAAUUACUGGAUUGGAUUGAAAUAUCAUAAUGAAGAAAAGGGAUGGGCAUGGACUGACAAUGGAGAAUCUAAACUUGUACUGAGCAGAAGGAAGUUCAAUCUAAAAGAUGGAGGAUGUGUAUUCUUAUCUAAAAGAAGACUAGAAAAUACUAAGUGUGAUAAUUCAUACAGCUGUAUUUGUGGGAAGACACUGGAUAAAUUCCCUGGUUGAUUCUCAGAGCGUUAAAGGACUUAGUCUGCUGUGCAAACAGAGAGACAACCUGGAAGAUUUAUUCUCUGGAAUCUGACUUGACAGAGCAGAGGACAUCUUCUUUCCUUGUAAAGAGUACAGAGACCUUCUUUAGUGUGUUUCCAGGCUUUGCCUCACAACAUUGAGGAAUCUGUUCUAUUUGCAUAAAAUCCCUUUGAAGUAAAGAAUGCUAAUUAACAGCCUGAGUUCUUAAUUAUGAGUAGAAUUAAAUCAUGUUAAUUGAAA
Rattus norvegicus (Norway rat) is the source of this 1192-nucleotide messenger RNA. RefSeq names its product killer cell lectin-like receptor, subfamily A, member 1 (gene Klra1). Gene Ontology annotation, molecular function: carbohydrate binding. The record is from RefSeq and is marked provisional. Lineage: Eukaryota; Metazoa; Chordata; Mammalia; Rodentia; Muridae. Gene Ontology annotation, cellular component: membrane; plasma membrane.